This is a messenger RNA of Lolium perenne, 1987 nucleotides long. RefSeq names its product putative E3 ubiquitin-protein ligase SINA-like 6. Lineage: Eukaryota; Viridiplantae; Streptophyta; Magnoliopsida; Poales; Poaceae. The record is from RefSeq and is a predicted model, not a curated record. Gene Ontology annotation, molecular function: zinc ion binding.
CCAUCGCUAGCUGCGACAGGAGGCGCGCCGCCACAUGCCCACGACACUCCGCCUCGCCGGCAAGCCGGCUUUCCUCCCCAGCCCGCACCUUGGAGAUGUUCCCUGGACGAGUUCCCGCCAUCCCUAGCCUAGCUGGUGGCCUUUAGUGCUGCCAAGUGCUGCUGCUGGCCGGCGCGGGCCGAGUGCUGCUGUGUUGCAGCCCCACCACUCCUAGUCCACGGCUCAAGGCUCCACUGCUAGGUAAAAUGUUUUUGUCUGUACAGCAAAGGAACAUGUUCAUUCAUUUAACAACUUCCCUAAUCGAUUAUAUGAUGUACUAGAAUAUGGUAUGAAGAGGUUUUACCUCAGCACCCCACCAAUGAGUGAAUUAAUUCCCAAACCGAAGAAAGUAGGCAAACUAGAUGUAGUCUGUUGGAUUGUUGACAAUUGAGUUGAAAUCCUCUAAAGAAACAAAUGAGUAGAAUUUAUGUGUUCAUCUUCACAAUCGUACCCAAAUUUCAUGUGAUAUUCCAUGAGAUAUUUUGAUAGCUUUUGCGCUUAGUUUUUUUUUUUUUUUUUGGCCCGGGCCUUGUUCCAAUCCUGGCUCCGCCACUGAGUCCAGUUGUGUGUUAGACAUUGUUGUACUGAACCUAGCUUGCGCCUUACCAAUAAGAGAAGGAGGAGAGAUGAGCCAGGGUGGCGGCGGCAGUGGAGACGGAGCACUGUUGCCGGAGCCGCAGCCGCAGCAGGCGGUCCGCGCUAGGACGGAGCAUAUGGCGGCGGAGAUGUUGGACUGCCAUGCUUGCCACCUUCCCCUCAAACCCCCCAUCUUCAAGUGUGACGUGAAUCAUCUGAUGUGCUCGUUCUGCCGCGGCGCCCACGGCGAGUCCUGCGGCCGCACCGUCGCCCACUCCACGCUCGCCGACGACUUCGCCGCCGCCGUCUUCGUGCCGUGCGACUACGAGAAGCACGGCUGCAAGGUCGGCGGGGUCGUCUACCACGAGGCCGCCUACCACCGCCGCGCGUGCCAGCACGCGCCCUGCGGCUGCCCGGAGCGCUGCGGCUUCUCUGGCUCCCUGCAGAACCUCCUCAAGCACGUCUCCGAGCACUCGCGCGCCAUCUUCGUCAUCCACUACGGCCAGCCCGGGGCCAUCAGCCUGCCCCUUUCCUGGCGCUGGCAGGUCCUCGUUGGCGAGGAUGACAACGACGCUGAUCGGCGCCGGAGCGUGUUCCUGCUUUCCGCGAGCGAGCGCGGCGCGGAGGAGGUGGAGGUGUCGCUGGUUUGCAUCCGGGCGGACGGCGGCGUGCCCCCGCAGUUCUCAUGCAAAAUCGCCGUGGAGCACUCGGACGACGGCACGAGGCAGACCCUGGAGUCGCCGGUGAUGAAGAGCAGCUCACUGUCCAGCAUUGCACCGGCGCCGGGGGAGAUGAAGUGCUUGAGGGUGAAGAAAGAUUACCUGACCGGCGACAACGUCCCCGUCACCGUCUACAUCGACAGGCUCGCACAUCCUCCUCCUUUUAGUCCCAAGUCUCCAGCUUUUAGCCCACAACCCUCCUCCAUUUAGCCCUACAGAUCCAUUUAGUCCUAAGUCGCCCCCUUUUAGUCCUACCAAUCCAUUUAGUCCUAAGCUGAGUCCUAAGCGUCCUUUUAGUCCGAUGUCUCCUGCGGCUGAAGGAAAAGGGUACAAGAAAAGCAGAAAAUGAACUAGCUAGUAAGCGAAGGAAACCAGCUAAGUAAUAGUAAUACCUCCUAUCCUUAGUUAAACAAAGGUGUGUUUGUGUGUGUGUCCUCACCUUCACUGUGCUGCUCCAUCUUCAUUUAGUCUGAAUUAUGUCUUGUGUUCCAUAUCAUGGAUCUCUCAGAUGUGUAAACCGUAUGACAAUUUCGGUGUUGUUCCGUCUCCAGAUGUGUUGAGCUAUGACUUACAUGUUGUUCUUUUUUUGUUGUUGUAUAUGUUGUGUGAGAGUACAAUCUGAAUUCAGUUUAAAAAUAAAAUAAUUUGUAACA